CAGCGGUAUUAAAUCAAAGAAGCAGUCAAGGCACAAAUAAAGUGUAUUAACGUAGUCCUCAAUCACGCAUAACAACCUCUCUCAAAUCCCAACUCCGACUACCCACUUCCUGUAACUUCUCAAAAACACCGCCAAGUUCCCUCUGAUUGUUCGGUGCUCGAAUUUGGCUGUUUCGUUCUUCCUGAUUCUCCCGUUAAAACUCCAAGACAUUGAAGAAUGAGGCUUGGUGCUGGGAAAGAGGGGCCAUCAUGCAGCACUGAACAAGUGAUUGACUUAAUUUCAUGGGUGAAAGGAUUACAUGUGCUUAGCUCGCAAGAGCUUAGUAAGCUACUCAGGGAUUCUGAAAACAAUAUCCUUCAGCAAAUUAUGGAAAAUGGAUCCUGUAUACAGAUUGAUGUGGAAAAACUUGCAAGAUAUAUUCCUUUGCACCUUAUUGCAAUAAUUAUGUCAUCUGACCAAGAUGAAGCAUCGUUCAAAUACUUGUUAUGUGGAUUUCGGUUGUUGCAUACCUUGUGUGAUCUAACAUCUCGGCACCCUAAACUUGAGCAGAUAUUUCUUGAUGAUGUCAAAGUAUCAGAACAGCUGCUUGAUCUUAUCUUUUAUUUGCUCAUUAUCCUUGGUGGUUAUAGACAGGAACACCAAAGUCCAAGUCAUGUAGCCCUUUUACAUUCAACUCUUGUGGCAUGCAGUCUAUAUCUAUUGACAGGAUUUAUUUCUUCACAAUGGCCAGAGCUUGCUCAAGUGUUGGUUGCACACCCUAAGGUUGAUGUAUUCAUGGAUGCAGCCUUUAAUGCUGUUCGCAUUGAUAUCAAUUUUCUCCAGAUCAAGCUGUCAGCUCAAAAUACCGACUUCUAUGUGAAUUCCAAGGCUACUGUUGAAGAAACGUUAAACCAUCUCUGCCAGCAGUGCGAGGCUUCUUUACAGUUCCUCCAGUCAUUAUGUCAACAAAAGUUGUUUCGAGAGCGCCUUGUUAAGAAUAAGGAAUUAUGUGGAAAAGGAGGCGUUCUUUUUCUGGGUCAAGCAAUUAUGAACUUAAAUGCAACACAAUUUUCAAUAGAUUCCUCAGUUGUGGCUGCUGUAUAUAGGAUGAAAUCCAAAGCUUUAUCUAUUCUGUUGCAUCUCUGUGAAGCAGAAAGUGUAUCUUACUUGGACGAGGUUGCUAGCACCCCAGGAAGCCUGGAUCUAGCAAAGUCUGUUGCUUCAGAGGCGCUUGAAUUGCUGAAGGCAAUGUUUGGUGGAGAUCCCAAAGAAUUGAGUGCUUCCUGUGUGAAAACCUACCCAACGGGUCUUUUGCAACUCAAUGCAAUGCGUCUGGCGGAUAUCUUCUCUGAUGAUUCUAAUUUUCGAUCAUACAUCACACUGUAUUUUACAGAAGUUUUGGCUGCAAUCUUUUCACUUCCACAUGGAGAGUUCUUGUCUAGUUGGUGUUCCUCUAACCCUCCGGCUUGUGAAGAAGAUGCUACUCUGGAGUAUGAUCCAGUGGCAGCAGCUCGAUGGAUUUUGGAUUUUGGACUUUCAUCAUCGGAUUUUUCAAAUGUGAUGAAUUCAGAGAUUGCUUUCAUUCCCUCUAACAUGCCGCGGGCUUCCUAUGCUCAUCAGAGAACAUCAUUGUUGGUCAAAGUAAUAGCAAACCUCCAUUGUUUUGUCCCUGACAUCUGCAAAGAGGAGAAGGAUCUCUUCCUUAAUAAGUUUCUCCGGUGCAUGCAAAAGGAACAACCUAAAUUAUCAGAUGGGGUUGCAUUCAUUUGCGAUGCUGAAAAAGCCGCCGUUGUUGUCAGGAAUCUGCGUUCCUUGUUGAGUCAUGCAGAAUCUUUAAUUCCUGGCUUUCUAAAUGAGGACGAUUUGAAUCUCCUUAGGGUGUUCUUCAGUCAAUUACAGUCACUGAUUACUCCUGAAUCCGAAGUGAAUCGAAUUCAAGAGACUCAAAGUAUGGGGGGAUGCUCAUCACCUCUACCAAAAAAAGUAGCUCCAGAUCUAAGUAACAGAAGUGGUAACGUGAAAGAGGGCAUGUCAGAGAAUUCUGCUUUCCAAGAAGUGGACCAGUUCUAUCUCAGGAGCAAUGAUAUAGAUCAAGAAGAAGAUGUAGGGAGGCAAAACAAGAGGACAGAUAAAGGUAAACCUGGUGGGGUUGAGGCUAAAGUUAUAAGAGAGAUUGAUAGAGAUGCUCAGAAUGACGAAACAAGUGGGUCAGAUUCGAACUCUACACGAGGAAAGAACUCUAUUGAUCAGACAGACAACCUUGAUUUUUUAAAAUCAAGUGAGCAAAUCAAAGAAAGUGGAUUUGGAGAAGUUCAAGAGGAAGAACUGAUCGGAACUGUCCAGAGUGAAGAGAAGCAGAGAAGAAAACGUAAGCGGACCAUAAUGAAUGAAAAUCAGGUAGCACUAAUCGAGAAGGCCCUCUUGGAAGAACCUGACAUGAAGCGAAAUGCAGCCUCAGUACAGUCAUGGGCUGAUAAAUUGAGUGCUCAUGGUUCUGAGGUUACAACUUCCCAGCUUAAAAAUUGGCUGAAUAACCGCAAAGCAAGGCUGGCCCGUGCUGCACGAUCUGAAGUCGCGAGCAACCCUCACCAAGGUGGGUCAGGAAUUAGUCCACUCUAUGACUCAUCUGAGAGUGACAUGUGCGUCCCAUUGGCUACAAGAGGGACUCGCCUGAGUGGAAUUGGGGGAAGCACUUCGAAGACUGAUGCCACUGAGCACUCAGCAUCUGAGCUUGCGGGAUUGGUUGAUAUUACUCCUGUACAAUGUGAGCCAGGACAGUAUGUUGUGCUUGUGAAUGGCCAAGGAGAAGAAAUUGGUAAGGGAAAGGUGUAUCAAGUGCAUGGCAAAUGGUGUGGAAGAAAUUUGGAGGAAUUGGAGACGUGUGUUGUGGACAUUAUUGACCUUAAAGCCAACAGAUGGGCUAGGCUUCCGCACCCAUGUGAAGCCACUGGCACCUCAUUUGAUCAGGCUGAAAAAAAACUUGGUGUGAUGAGAGUGUUGUGGGAUUCUAACAAAAUUUUCAUGUUGCAACCCCGGUGAAUUUCAGCGAGUGUCCCUGCCUUGAAGGUGCUGGGGCUUUGAUAAACUCAAUUAUUUGCAGUGGACUAUGAAGCAAACUAUGAGAUAUGCCAUCCUAUUUAAAUCAUCUUGCUGUAACUAUACUUGUACUUUUUAUAUGUGGUGGCCUGUGGUAACAGAGCUGCG
Molecule: messenger RNA, 3183 nt
Organism: Ilex paraguariensis (yerba mate)
Lineage: Eukaryota; Viridiplantae; Streptophyta; Magnoliopsida; Aquifoliales; Aquifoliaceae
Source: the annotation of a GenBank genome assembly